GUUAGCAUGUGCAAAGAAAAUGGUUCAUAUUGUCCUUUUGUUCUGCUUGGGGUUGUGGCAAGUAAAUGGUGUGUUUGGUGAUACAGUUAAAGUGAAGUCAGUGUCAGUGCUGGAGGGAGAUUCAGUCACUCUAGACUCUGGUUUUUCUGAAAUGAUGGAUGAACAUGUGAUUCGGUGGAGGUUUGGAUCUGAAAACACUUUAAUAGCUGAAAUCAGUGUAAUGGACGACAGAAUCACUGUAUAUGAUGAUGUUCUUGAUGAGAGAUUCAGAGACAGACUGAAGCUGGAUCAUCAAACUGGAUCUCUGACCAUCACAAACACCAGAACUGAACACACUGGACUCUAUCAACUUCAGACCAGCAGUGUGAGCAAGAACUUCACUCUCACUGUCUAUGCUUCUUUACCUACCCCUAACAUCACCAGAAAUUGUUCAUCAUCAUCAUCAUCAUCUUCAUCACAGCAGAAUUGUUCAUUGUUGUGUUCAGUGGUGAAUGUGGGUCAUGUGACUCUCUCCUGGUACAAAGGAAACAGUUUAUUGUCCAGCAUCAGUGUGUCUGAUCUCAGCAUCAGUCUCUCUCUACCUCUGGAGGUGGAAUAUCAGGAAAAAAACAGCUACAGCUGUGUGAUCAACAAUCCCAUCACAAACCAGACCACACAUCUCAACAUCACACAACUCUGUCACACAUGUUCAGAAGUCUGUGUCCAGUGUUGUGAUACAGUUGAAGCUGUGAUCCGACUGGUCGUCACUGCUUUGAUGGGCGUGGCUGCUGUGGCUGCUGUUGUUGUUUUGGUCAAUGACAUCAGAUCUUACAAAAACUAUUAA
Messenger RNA from Carassius auratus (goldfish), 823 nucleotides. Its product is annotated as CD48 antigen-like. Bases 20 to 823 code for a protein of 267 amino acids. The transcript has 4 exons. The record is from RefSeq and is a predicted model, not a curated record. Lineage: Eukaryota; Metazoa; Chordata; Actinopteri; Cypriniformes; Cyprinidae.